Stomoxys calcitrans (stable fly) is the source of this 2556-nucleotide messenger RNA. RefSeq lists its product as uncharacterized. The record is from RefSeq and is a predicted model, not a curated record. Lineage: Eukaryota; Metazoa; Arthropoda; Insecta; Diptera; Muscidae. The transcript is spliced from 3 exons.
AUGAAUAUGGACAGGCUGAUGGAAAUGGUUGAAUCAAAUCAGCAAGUCAUUAUAAUUAAAGUGGUGGCGGCGCUAGUGUUAUUCUGCGGAGUUGCCGUGCAUGCCGCCGAAGAGUCAUCCCCCGAUGUGGAGGAGACAACGGAGUCUCCCAUUGCCGAUAUGGCUUUGGUAGAUAUUACCUAAAGGGCUUCAAAUUCUAUUGCAGAACCACCGGUGAUGAAUGCCAACGCUGAAGCUGCAGUAGAGGCAAGCAAACAAGAAGUGCCACUGAUGCCAGAGACUAUCCAGCCCCAUACAAUUGCCGAUUUUGUUAUACACCCUUUGAUUGCCUUGAAAGCUAGGGUUCCCGAGGAGCCCAUUGGUGAGGGUAAACAAGCUGCCAGUUCCACUACUCCUGCCCCUUGGCAGAUCUUUGGCUUCAAUCCUGCCCAGAGUUUGGGCUCCUCGGUUUCCUCCUUGGCCGGCACCGUUUCCGGCUGGCUGGGCAAUCGCAUUCAAUUGCCAAGUCUGAUUGAGACGCCGGUAGCUGAGUCAUCAACUACCACCACAACUACAACCAUUCGACCAGAUGUGGUUGUCAGGGUGCAACACAGACCUUCGACCAGGAAACCUCUAAUUCAGAUCAACGACGAAAGCAGACCCCAUCGUUUCGGCAAUAACUUCUAUGAUUCCGAGGAGUAUGACGAUGAUUACGAUGACGAUUAUUUCGAACGCGAUGAUUUCGAUGAUGAGGAUGAUGACCACAGUGAUGAAGAAGAUGACGAUGAUCACCGCAAUGGAGGUAAUGACGAAAGCCGAGAAGAUGAAGAUGAUGAGGAAGAUAAUGAGCUGGAAGACGAGGAUCGACCGGUACGCAAGCGCAGGCCCAAUAGGAGGACGAGUAGCAGCAGCAGCAGCUCAAGUUCUAGCAGCAGCAAUAACAACAAGAACAAGAAGAAGGCCAACCAAAAGAAGAAGGCAUCCAACAACAAGAAACGUAAUGAGAAACGCAAGCGACCCCAAGACAGUGAAGAGGAGAUCGAAAAUGACGAUGACAAGAGUGAGGAGGAAGCUGAGUAUGACGAGGACGAUAACAGCCAAGAAUUCUUCUACAACAACAAUCAUGGAUCCACCAAACGUUCGCAGAAUCAACAGGGUUUCAUUCAAUUGGGUCAACAGAAUCUCAUCAAUCAAAUUCGCCAACUGACCAGAGGCCAGACGCCCGCUGAAAUUGGUGCUGUGAUGCGUCGAGGAUCAUCAACGUCCUCUGGCAGCAAGCGUCGUACGCCAGCCACAUUGAUUAUCAAUCGCAAUGGCCAAACAGUCUACAUGGCUCCCGAACUACUGGAAGCUACCCAUGGGGCGGGCAACAAGAUUGUUGCACCCAUGUACACUACCUCUAGCGUACCUGCCAAGAAGAAGCCCUCCAAAGGCUAUCCCCAACCACCCCUAACGGUGCCCCUGAGAAGAAAGGGUCAACCCACCCAAUACAUUACCAUACCAUGGAGCCAGUUGGGCAUUUCUUCUCCCAGCCAGCUAGUCUCUGUAUCAGAGGGUAUCCAAACCCAACCUUUGAUACUCAACAUUCCACAAAGUGCCUUGGAAAGCAUGCAAAUCUCGAACAAACCCAAAAGACCUCAACAAGCACAACUUCUCACCCCAGAUGCGGUGCCUCUACUGGCCGAAGCCUCACUCAUGGAUGUCUUCAAGCCACCACAAAUUCCUCCAGCCCGCACUCCUUCGGGAACAAGAGCUUCCGUUAAAAUGACCGCAGCCGUGACUCCAGUGAUCAUCACCACCACCAAGUCCAAGCAACGCAUACGCCCCGGUACCAUUGUGGAGAAGGCUCCCGACAUGGACGCCAUGGGAAAUGCUCAAAUGGAGAUGGAGGAAAGCGCCAGUGAAAGUGAAAACCAAUUCAUAAUGGUGGGCGAAGAUGGCGAACCAGGUUUGGGACGUCAGGUCUAUCCUGUGUUUGGCGAAAGUCGCCACGUUCAGGCGGGGUUCAAUCCCUAUUACCAUCUCUUCCAGAACCGACCUUUGAGAAGAGGCCGUGAAUUGCAGGAAAAUGGAGAGCCCAUGGCCGAAGGCGAAAUGAUGGAUGGCGCUGCCAUGCAAUCCGAAACCAUGGCAGACAGUCCUAUGAUAAUGAUCUCUAGCAGUGAGCCAGCAGUGCAGGAAUUGCCUGUGAUGCAAAGCCAAGAGUCUGCCAUGGAGGGUGCUGUAAUGCCAACGCAAGAGACAAAAACUGAACCAGCCAUGGAAGCUGCAGUCAUGCCGGCUGAACCAGUCAUGCUAAAUGUAGUCAAGAAUGCUGAACCAGCCAUGGAAGCUUCAGUGGUGCAAGCAGAACCAGCCAUGGAAGCUUCAGUGAUGCAGGCUGAAUCGGCGAUGGUCCAAAGCCACGAACCAGCUAAGGAAAUGACCCUCACUGAGGAAGCAGCCAAAGAAAUGCCCCUGGUAAAGUCUGGUGACCACACCAUCCCAGUUCAAGUGAUAAGUUCUGAAUCCGAAAUGGCUAAAAGUCCUGAAACCAUAGCCUCCGAGAUCAAACCACAAGAAACCAAAAUCGAAUAG